This is a messenger RNA of Pichia kudriavzevii, 618 nucleotides long. RefSeq lists its product as uncharacterized. The coding region runs from base 1 to 618 and encodes 205 amino acids. Gene Ontology annotation, biological process: mitotic spindle assembly checkpoint signaling. Gene Ontology annotation, cellular component: kinetochore; cytoplasm; nucleoplasm. The transcript has a single exon. The record is from RefSeq and is a predicted model, not a curated record. Lineage: Eukaryota; Fungi; Ascomycota; Pichiomycetes; Pichiales; Pichiaceae.
AUGACUACAGCUGCGGGAUCAUUGCAAAUCAAGGGAUCGAGUAGAGUAAUCUCCGAUUAUUUUGAAAUUUGUAUCCAUAACAUCCUCUUCCAAAGACAUAUUUAUCCAAAGGAAGAAUUUAAAGUUAUUAGAAAAUUUGGUCUAAAUCUGGUAUUCUCCAAGAACGAAGAGGUAAUUAAAUAUAUCAGUCAGGUUAUUUCACAGUUACACAGGUGGAUAUUUACUGGGAAGAUAAGCUGGUUAACUUUACUGAUUGUAUCUAAAGAAAGCGAAAAAAUUAGUGAAAAAUGGAUGUUUAAUAUUGAUAUAAUAGAUCGAGGGAAUGAACAGAGAGAAUCUAGCAAACCUAUAGCAGAUAUUCAGCAAGAGAUUCAGGUGAUAAUAAGACAGAUCAGCUCAUCUGUCGCCAUUCUACCUGAGUUUGAAGAGCCUCAAACUUUCAAGAUUUUAGUUCAUACGGUAGGUGAUCUUAAGCCUCCAAAAGAUUGGGAUGAUGCAAAACCGUUUGAAGAAAUCGAUUCCCGGAAUGGGGAAAUUGAAAAUGUGAAGUUCAAUGAGUUUCAAACAAAUAAUCAUAACAUCUCUACGUAUGUUACUUAUCAGCAUAGGAAUCAAUAA